AUGCAUAAAAAAUUGAUCGACGAAGCAGUCCCUGAGGACUGUUUUUUUAAAUAUGAAAGUGAAGUUCCUAAAUCUAGUCCGAAAAAGGACAGAUUUAAUGUAAAACAGUUCAUUGACUUUGCUCUGGUGCACUCCAUAACUAAUUAUAUGGAUUUAAUGCAUGCCUAUGCCCACUUGGCAGAAAAGUGCACCAUUAAAAACUAUACAAAAGAGCAUGAAGCAGACCACUUUGAGCAGGGCGUUAAUGCCGGAAAAUUCUUGUAUUUAGAUAGAAAAAAAUAUGCAAAACAAGCCGUUGAGGUGGUGGAAGCGGAAAUGCACGCCUCCCACCAACGGAUGUCUAAUCAAGAAUUUUUUGACGAAAAAUUAUCUCGCACUAUCGAAGAGAUAAAUGAAAUGGACUCUGAUAUUUCAAUUUUUUUCGAAGCGAUAUCUUUUGCUAAAUUGUACGGUGAAGAUAGUUUAAAAGAUAUCAUUUCCGGCAUAAUUGACUGUAUUUGUGUUGCACGCCCAAAACGUAGAUAUGUCUGCCUAACCGGAUAUUACAAUUCCGGAAAGAGUAUGUUGGCACAUGCGUUCUCCCAACUGUUCGACGCUGUGUCAAUCAACGUGAACAUUGACAGAUCCCGCCUCGCAUUUCAACUGGGAUGUGCCCUGGACCGACGUAUGGUCAUCUUCGAUGACGUACGCGGCGGCAAGGAAGGCUACGGUUGGUCGAACUUAGAAAGCCUCCGGGACCAUAUCGAUGGACGUAUCGAGGUCCCCCUCGAAAAAAAAAACAGACAGCCAGUUCAACAGGUGUUCCCGCCUGGAAUAAUUACUACAAACUAUUUAAAAAUGUCGGUUGCAAUGAAAAAAAGAAUUAAAAAUUAUAUAAUGUGGAAUAUAAAAAACUUUGAUGAUCACGAAAUUUUUUCCGGUUAUUUCAGUAAAUUUCAUCUUGUUGCUUUAAUAGCUUACUUCCGUUUAAUGCCAAUUCCCGACCACUUAAAUCCGUGGUUUAUUCAGACUGUUUUUUCUGCUAUGACGCGCUUCCACCGUCACGAACAAAAUUGUGACGUAUGUAAAAACAAAGAAAAUGUAAAACCAACCACUUCCAGUUUGUAAAUAUUUUUUAUUUUAAUAAAUUUUCAUUUUUAAUUGUUACAACUUUUGUUUCCUCGUAAAAAUCAUUUAAGUUUUUUUUUAUUUUUGUAUGCAUCAACCAUUUUUUCGGCAACUCGGUCCAAUUUCGCAUU
Messenger RNA from Centruroides sculpturatus (bark scorpion), 1238 nucleotides. RefSeq lists its product as uncharacterized. Gene Ontology annotation, biological process: DNA replication. Gene Ontology annotation, molecular function: DNA binding; ATP binding. The coding region runs from base 1 to 1107 and encodes 368 amino acids. The transcript has a single exon. The record is from RefSeq and is a predicted model, not a curated record. NCBI's taxonomy places the organism in Eukaryota, Metazoa, Arthropoda, Arachnida, Scorpiones, Buthidae.